Trichomycterus rosablanca is the source of this 1617-nucleotide messenger RNA. RefSeq names its product complement component 1, q subcomponent-like 4 (gene c1ql4a). Gene Ontology annotation, molecular function: protein binding. The coding region runs from base 330 to 1157 and encodes 275 amino acids. The transcript is spliced from 3 exons. Lineage: Eukaryota; Metazoa; Chordata; Actinopteri; Siluriformes; Trichomycteridae. The record is from RefSeq and is a predicted model, not a curated record.
UAGUCUACCCAUAAUCCCCCAGCAUCAUUUUCUCUCUGUAUGCUAUACACUCCUUUCAAUCCAUUCACCUCAUCCAUAAAUUCAUCCGUUAUUCUUGUGCGUGACGCUCUUAUCUGUCCUUAAACAUCUCUGCUGCUGGCUUUUGUUUUUUUUUGCUGGCUCCUCACUUUAAGAGUCCUCUUUUCUAGUUCUAGUGCAAGUUUUUAUUCACUUUGGUGUCCACACUGGCAGGCACCAUUCCACCCAAAGGAGAGGAGGACUUUCUUGCGCUGGCCGCCUCGCGGCUCAGCCGUCGCAAGCGUGUCAUAGGGGCAGCAGUGGGUGUAGCCAUGGUUCUAAUUCUCCUGGUUGCAAUCCCCUUAUUGGUACACAGUACCAAGGGAGGUGGAGCCGGAAGUGCAGGAAGUCAUUAUGAAAUGCUUGGCAGUUGUCGAAUGGUGUGUGACCCCUAUACCCCCUCGCAACAUGGCCAGGAAUUGGCUGUCUCACCACCACCUCCUGAGUUUACAAGCCGAAGAGGAAAGUCUGGAUACCGAGGGCCUCCAGGAAUCCCAGGACCACCUGGUCCCCAAGGGCCCUCUGGAGCGCCAGGAAAGCCAGGUCCACAAGGACCCCCAGGACAAGGACCAAAUGGUCACGUGCCCUCUUUCUACAGUCCUAAGAUUGCUUUCUAUGCAGGACUGCGCAAACAGCAUGAGGGCACUGAUGUGCUAAAGUUCGAUGAUGUGGUCACUAAUGUGGGCAACUACUAUGAACCAAGCACUGGCAAGUUCACUUGUCCUCUUCCUGGUAUCUACUACUUCACCUACCAUGUUCUCAUGAGAGGAGGAGAUGGGACCAGCAUGUGGGCAGACCUCAAAAAGAAUGGACAGGUCGAUAGUGGAAAGAGAUACAGUUCAUGUUUACACACCCACACAGCAAGCCUCAUUCCACAGGUUGGAUCAUACGAGCAGCAGCUUUACAACAGAUCAAUAGUAGUGAGGGCCAGCGCCAUUGCCCAGGACGCCGAUCAGAAUUACGACUACGCCUCCAAUAGUGUGAUCCUGCAUUUAGACGUAGGAGACGAGGUGUGUGUGCAGCUGGACGGUGGCAAAGUCCAUGGGGGAAACAACAACAAAUACAGCACCUUCUCUGGAUUCCUCAUCUACCCUGACUGAUUACCCAUCUCCUUCCUACCCCACAAUGCUGCUUAAACACACACACACAGACUUGAACAGAGGGACAUGCACAUAGGUUGAUGCUGGCUGAAAGAAGGGCCUCACAGACAUAAGCAGAGUCUUGUUUAAGCAGUCGAUUGUUUAUACUUGUAUGCAAAUGAUGGUGAUGCUCUAACUAUACAAAUGCACAUUUACAAAAAGUGUAUAAUAGAUAUCAUGUAAUACCAGAAAAUAUUCCUCAAUCAGCAGCACUUGCAGCAUUAGGUGUAUAUGUGUCUCAUUUUUGUGUCUCUGUAAGAUUAUACUCUUUUUUUUUUUUUACAGUAAAUUGUACAUAAAUAUGUAACCACAGACACAUGGCUGAUACUUAGUGGAACUGUUUAGUGUGUUUUCAUGAGGAAGACUGAUAGGAUAGUGAUACACAACAGAGAUUCAAUACAAUAACAUGUAUGCACAUAAA